Messenger RNA from Neopsephotus bourkii (Bourke's parrot), 1870 nucleotides. It is a transcript of the gene CBX8, whose product is annotated as chromobox 8. The record is from RefSeq and is a predicted model, not a curated record. The transcript has 5 exons. The coding region runs from base 92 to 1198 and encodes 368 amino acids. Lineage: Eukaryota; Metazoa; Chordata; Aves; Psittaciformes; Psittacidae.
CGGGCGGCCGCGGCGCUGACGUCAGCGGGCGGAGUAUUAUGGUCUGGGCUGCGCUGGCGGCUGCCUGUGUGCUGCGAGCGGCCGCGUAAACAUGGAGCUCUCGGCCGUCGGGGAGCGCGUCUUCGCGGCCGAGGCCCUGCUCAAGCGCCGCAUCCGCAAAGGGCGUAUGGAGUAUCUGGUCAAAUGGAAGGGCUGGUCGCAGAAGUACAGCACUUGGGAGCCCGAGGAGAACAUCUUGGACGCCCGUCUGCUCGCAGCCUUCGAGGAGAGCUUUGUUUUUUUUAACACCUCUAGGGAGCGAGAAAUGGAGCUCUAUGGGCCCAAAAAGCGAGGCCCCAAGCCCAAAACCUUCCUGCUGAAGGCCCAGGCGAAAGCAAAAGCCAAAACCUAUGAAUUCCGCAGCGACUCUUCCAGAGGGAUCCGGGUGCCCUAUCCCGGCAGGUCCCCCCAGGAGCUGGGCUCCACGUCCCGCGCUAGGGAAGGACUGAGAAACAUAGCCUUGGCUCCGCAGGGCAGCUCCAGCACCAGCACCCCUAAGGGAGACAGCAUCCGGGACCGGGUGAUCCGCGUGGAGGAGAAACCCGGGGAGAUCCCCAAAAAGAGAGGCCCGAAGCCCAGGAAGGAGCUUUACAAGGACCUGGCAGAGACUCUGGAUGCUUCCAAGAGGAAACUGGGGGAUCCGGGGGACAAGGUGGGGGACUACCUGAAGGCCAGGAAGAUGGAGGAGGCAGCAGCAGGAGCCAAGUUCAGCUCGGGGCACAGCGUCAUCCAGCUGGCCCGGAGGCAGGACCCCGACCUCCCUGGCACCUUGCCCGGCCCCAACCGAGCCGAGGUGGGCACCAAGCUGGGCGCCGGUGAGAGCUACCCCCCACGGCUGGCCAAGCACCGCGCGGACUUUCUGGACCCCAAGGGGCAGGGGGGGCUGGACCCCGGCGGGCCCAAGCUCCUGCACGGCGCGGUGAGUCCGGGUGCCGUGGGCAGCCUGUACCGUGAUGGCAUGGGGGGCCAGGCGGGGCGGCCCUCCCUCAUCGCCAGGAUCCCCGUCUCCAGGAUCCUGGGGGACCCUGAGGAGGAGUCCUGGAGCCCCUCGCUCAACAACCUGGAGAAGGUGGUGGUAACUGAUGUGACCUCUAACUUUUUGACCGUCACCAUCAAGGAGAGCAGCACGGACCAAGGAUUCUUUAAGGAGAAGCGAUGAAUUUGUUGGAGGUGGUGCUGGGGUUUUCUUUGGUCAGAUCCAAACAAAAGCUUGGGUAGAGCUUGGUGGGCCUUUUUUUUCUUUUUUUUUUUUUUUUUAAUUUUAAUUUUUUUUUUUUUUUGUCUUGGAGAGGAUUUAGAAACUGUCCUAAAUUCAUCAACUCCUUCUUUAUUCUUUUGGGUUUUUUUACGUCUUACAUUUCGUUGGAAAGAUUAUCUCUAGAGUUAUAUUUUCUAUUAGAUGUAAAUAUGUUAUUUAAGAAAAAAAAUGCUUAUAUAUAUAUAUCUAUAUAUAUUUCAACUCUGAGUUGUUUUAUUUAAAUGGAGACAACGGUGACUGCUCAGUUGCUCUUAGAAAGGACAAUAAAACUGAGAACUAACGGAGUUCACGCCUCUCUCGCAGGAGCCCGUGUACAUAACCAUGUUCAUAGCGAAUUAUAUGUCCUGGGUUGGUUUUUUUUAAGCUCUUCUUUUUUCCUGUGAUGCUAGGGAUGGUGCAGGGGGACGUUGCUCCCUCCGAGGGCGGAGUGCCCUGGUUUCUUGAUUGUGAUAUAAGGUGUUGCUUGUACAAUCAAGUGUGUGCUGUGUCCAGAAGUGUUGCCCUGACGGCUGAAGUAAGCACUUGAAUUUCCAGUGUUGUUGGGGAGGGGGCGUUUCCAGGCUGAUGGAGAGA